Molecule: messenger RNA, 990 nt
Organism: Suncus etruscus (white-toothed pygmy shrew)
Lineage: Eukaryota; Metazoa; Chordata; Mammalia; Eulipotyphla; Soricidae
Gene: UBXN1
Product: UBX domain protein 1
Exons: 9
Coding region: 11-898 (295 amino acids)
Molecular function (GO): protein binding
Source: RefSeq, a predicted model, not a curated record
UGCCGGCGCCAUGGCGGAGCUGACGGCCCUGGAGAGCCUCAUCGAGAUGGGCUUCCCCCGGGCGCGCGCGGAGAAGGCGCUCGCACUCACCGGCCACCAGGGCAUCGAGGCCGCCAUGGACUGGCUGAUGGAGCACGAAGAUGAUCCUGAUGUGGAUGAACCACUCGUGACCCCCCUUGGACACGUCCUGGGCCGAGAACCCACUUCCUCGGAGCAGAGUGGGCCCGAAGGACCUGGGUCGCCCGCAGGCGAAGGCAAACCGAGUUUGAGUGAAGAGGAAAAGCAAGAGCAGACAAAGAGAAUGUUGGAACUGAUGGCUCAGAAGCAGCGGGAGCGUGAGGAGAGAGAGGAGCGGGAGGCCUUGGAACGGGAAAAGCAGCGUCGGAGACAAGGGCAGGAGCUGUCCGCUGCCCGCCAGCGGCUACAGGAAGAUGAGAUGCGCCGGGCUGCAGAGGAGCGGAAGAGGGAAAAGGCCGAAGAGUUGGCAGCCAGACAAAGAGUCCGAGAAAAGAUUGAGAGAGACAAGGCAGAGAGAGCCAAGAAGUAUGGUGGUGGUGUGGGUUCCUCUCCACCAACAACCGAGCCGGGUCCUGUUCCAUCCUCUCCAAGCCAGGAGCCUCCCACCAAGCGGGAAUAUGACCAGUGUCGCAUACAGGUCCGGCUGCCAGAUGGGACUUCCCUGACUCAGACCUUCCGGGCUCGGGAACAGCUGGCGGCUGUGCGGCUCUAUGUGGAGCUACACCGCGGGGAGGAGCCUGGGGGUGGCCAGGACCCUGUGCAGCUGCUCAGUGGCUUUCCCCGGCGGGCCUUCUCUGAGGCCGACAUGGAGCGGCCCCUGCAGGAGCUGGGACUUGUGCCUUCUGCUGUCCUCAUUGUGGCCAAGAAAUGUCCCAGCUGAGAGAAGCCUUUAUCCCACCAUCCCUCCCUGACCUCUUCAUCUUUGAUAAAGCACUGAUGUCUUCCUAAUAAAGAGACUCUCUGAGUUCUGUA